Molecule: messenger RNA, 3412 nt
Organism: Beta vulgaris subsp. vulgaris (sugar beet)
Lineage: Eukaryota; Viridiplantae; Streptophyta; Magnoliopsida; Caryophyllales; Amaranthaceae
Exons: 13
Coding region: 143-1138 (331 amino acids)
Cellular component (GO): chloroplast
Source: RefSeq, a predicted model, not a curated record
UUUGCCACCAAAAAUACAUAACCCACACUCCAACUAACAGUUGCCACAAAAUCUCCUCUACUCAUUUUCCACUCAAAAUUCCUUCCCUUCCCCAAUUUUCUUCCCGGAAGCUGAUUUUUCCCGGGAAAUUCGCCGGAGAAUCAUGGCCGGAGUUCUAAAUUACGCACAAAUCCCAAUUCUCCGGCCACUAACCUGCCGGAAAAUGCCGAAUAAGUCAUUUCGCAUUAGGGCUUCGACGGAAAUUUCAGAACCUACAGUAGGGGAUUUAGAUGCCAGAAUUUCGACAUCGAGCCCUAAUUUCUCAGCCCCGGCGAAUUUUAAGCCGCCGGAGCCGAAGCGAUUCGGGAUUAGACCAGAUAGGACUUUUGAUAUUCUUGGGGCUUCUCUGUCUCUCGUAUUCCGGUUAGGUACUGGUGUCUUUGCGGAUGGGUACUCGGUAUCCAUUGUGUCGAAGGAGGAAAUCCCGUCGGACCAAUAUGCUUUGGAAUUUGCUGGUUUUAAGUUGAAGGAGAGCUCAAAGUUAGGUCCGCGUCCUGAAAAGCCUAUUGAGAUAUAUGAAUUUGAAAGUUGUCCUUUUUGCCGAAAGGUCAGGGAAAUUGUAGCAGUGCUGGAUCUUGAUGUCUUGUACUAUCCUUGCCCUAGAAAUGGGCCAAACUUUCGCCCCAAAGCAUCUCAGAUGGGUGGAAAGAAGCAGUUCCCUUACAUGGUAGAUCCAAACACAGGAGUGGCCAUGUAUGAAUCGGAUGACAUAAUUAAGUACUUGGUCAAUAAAUAUGGUGAUGGUCAAGUCCCACUUUUGUUGUCUCUGGGUCUACUAACGACCUUAACGGAAGGAUUUGCAAUGAUUGGUCGUAUGGGUAGAGGGUCAUCUUAUAUUCCAGCAAAAUUGCCACCUAAGCCACUUGUAUUGUGGGCAUAUGAGGGUUCUCCGUUCUGCAAAGUUGCUCGUGAGGUGCUUGUGGAACUGGAGUUGCCACACAUUCAACGCAGUUGCGCACGUGGGAGCCCCAAAAGACAGGAUCUGUAUGCAAGAGUUGGUCAUUUUCAGGUUCCUUUUUUGGAAGAUCCUAAUACAGGGGUGCAAAUGUUCGAGAGUGCAGAAAUAGUAGAUUACCUAAAAGCUACAUAUGCUCUUUAGUAGCUGAUGUUCUGAGAUAAAAUGAAGGUUGGUUGGGUAGAUCAGGUUCAGGUUGAUCUAAUUAAAGACAUCAAAUCGCGUUCCAAUUUUCAAACUGUUCAAGAAAACAGAUCAGGUUUAGGUCAAGAGGUUCCUAACCCGUUUAUAGUAAACUCGAACCCGACACAAGUGACCCAUCCUGAUCCAUAAGCCAGACCUACAUAGACUUACAAAUUACAAUAUGAGGCAAAAGUGUGGACACAAAUGCAUCAGAUCCCAUGCUGCACUGCUCUGGAUGCAGUAGCAUAACCAUGUUCCGAGGCAAAGGAAGAUAUCCUAUGAAUGGGGCUGCUACGAGUAUCAUUAGGCUGCCUAUUUUUGUUCUUGUAGCUGUGGAAAACAAACACAAAAGUCCAGAAUCUGUAGUUCUUUUCACAGCAUUUCACCACCAAUAACUUUGCUAAAUGCUAAGAGAUAGAAAGAGAGAGUGCAAUUGUUCUUUACUAACCACUAACAGUGCACUGUGCACUCAGAGUGCGUUAGGCUAUGACGAUGAUGGGAUGGCAUGCAUGACUCCAAUUAUGGGGGGAGGUUAUAUUUGUUUAUUUGACUUAUAAAAGUUGUUAUGUUGGAGUUUUAAUCUGAUCCUUUCAUGGUGGCAUGUAAUAUAAGAGAAUGAGAUGCAGUAUUAGACCUUUUUAUGUCUUUAAUUUUGGACCAAAAGAUUUUAAGUGUUCCUCUUUUCAUUUUAGUUUUGUAAACUCUAGUUAUAGUGGUGAGUGGUCCAUCUGUUAGCCUUAAAAAUUAGUUAUAUUGUUAUAGGACUGUGUAUUUCAAUAGUGAUUGUAAGGUUGGUUUUGACUUAGUAUUUCCAAAUGAUAAAUUAUACUACCUCCGUUUCUUGAUAAGUGCAACAUUUCCCUUAUUAGGAAUAGUAACAAUAAGUGCAACCAAACUCAAAAUGGUAAAAAAAGUUCAAUAUUAUUACAAAUAUGCCACCAAAAAAUAAGAGGGGACCACAACUUUUUAGUUUCAUCACUUGAAUUACUCUACUUUAUUGUGGUCGCAACUUUCUCUCUCUAAAUUCUUUGGUAUUCCCCCACUUUCUCUAUGUUCCACUUAUUAAAAAACGGAGGAAAUAUUAGAUAACACGAGUGUUUUCCUCAAAUAAUUCCCAACUUUUUUUUCACCCUUGUUACUAAUAACUUUAAAUUUGUAAAUCGUUAUUAAACCUAACAGAAUGAUUGAUAGUGCUAAACCGAGCAAAAGUAUUUGUUAACUAAAUAUUCAUGGUCUAUUCUAUUAUUCGUAACCAUAUCUUUCGAGGAUGAUCAGAAGAGCACCCUCUUUCCACAUGAAGCCAAAAACUACAUUUAAGGAAAAUUCCAAAACCCAAGUCAUGAUGCAAACUCAAAAGGAAUUCACUUUCCUAUUUCAAGCGGCAAUACAUAUCACAAUUGUAUCACAUAACUCCAAAAUUCAUGUACUAUAAAUAGUCACAUGUAUUAUCAUAGCUAAGUAAGUGUUUUUUAGAAGAAAAAACAGAGAGCAACUAAAUAUUCAUGUUCUUUUCUAUUAUUCGUAAACAAACAAUUAGUCCUUCCAUUUUAAAAUAUAGUUCUUGUUUCUAUUUUGGGAGUCAAACUUUAAAAUUUUUGACCAAAUACUCUCACCAAUAUAUAUAUGAAAACAUACUCAUAUGGGGUUUUAUUAGAUUCGCCACAAUGUAUACAUUCAUAGUAUUAACUUUUUAUGUUUUUUACUAAUACGACAUAGAAAAUAUCGUAAGUCAAAGAUACGUCUUGAAAACUGUGCAAAAGGAAACAUAAACUAUAUUUUGGGACGGAAUACUAUUAUUUAACCAUACCUCAUGUAACUUGAGCUCCAUAAUAAAGAAGAGAUUCCUUCUAUGUGGAGACAACACUCAUACAAACGAGAUCUCAAAAAUAAUUAGUGUUAAUUUAGACAGGAAAUUCUGUGACCUGUACUUGACCUUAUAUGGCCCACAAAGAGACCAAGAUGCAGCUAAAACUGUAUAACACACUUUUAUAUUGUACUCCAUAUGGUAGUAUAAAUAUAGAUUAUGUAUCUUAUUCUAUUUCAGGAUUUUAAGGUCCAAACUUAGCCACUGUACUCCUAUAAUCUAGCCUUAAAUCCAAUGAUCUAAUGAGCUAUUAGUGGGGGAGAAUAUCAGCAAAACAUAACCAUCCAUAAAAAAAUUUCUAAUGAAUUCCUCUUCUUCAACCCUUUUCUUGCUUUGUGCUUCAUUAUUGUUCUUCGUGGCCCUCGCUUCAG